AUGCCUCCAUUUCUCAAAUCUGCAUCUCUCAUUACGCCAAAAUCCUGCUGCUCGCGAUGCCAUGACGUCGCGCUAAAAAGUGCAUCAUCCCGCCGCGCGUUCUCCGUUCUCAGUCGGCCGCCUCCAAAUUAUCCAGGCCAUGUUCCUCUCACGAGAGUUGAGCGUGGGGUGCUUACGCUAGGUUCAGCUUUUGGGUCCUUACUCAACCCUAGGAGAGGCGAUCUAAUCGCAGCACUCGGUGAAGCCACCGCAACACCCUACUUCAUUUACCGCCUCCGUGACGCUAUGCUAGCCAAUCCCACUGGCCGUCGUAUCCUCCGAGACCGUCCUCGACUUACCUCCGAAUCCCUCAAGCUCCCUUACCUUCGCACUUUACCGGAGAAUUCUGUUGGUCGGACGUACGCGACAUGGCUUGAUCGGGAGGGCGUUUCCCCCGACACGCGGGACAGCGUGCAGUAUAUUGAUGAUGAAGAAUGUGCAUAUGUCAUGCAACGAUAUCGCGAGUGUCACGAUUUCUACCAUGCUGUGACGGGCUUGCCAACAAUGGUGGAAGGCGAAUUGGCGCUGAAAGCAUUUGAGUUUCUGAAUACAGUACUCCCCAUGACAGCCCUGAGUCUUGCUGCCGUCGUUCGAUUGAAACCUGCUGAGCGGGAGAGGUUUUUUAAGCUUCAUCUUCCAUGGGCGGUUCGCAGUGGCUUGUCGAGUGAAGAAUUGAUUAACGUGUAUUGGGAAGAGCAGCUGGAACGGAAUGUUGAUGAUCUGCGCGCUGAGUUAAACAUCGAGGCUCCGCCGGAUCUGAGGCAGAUCCGUCGUAUGAUACGACAGCAGGAAAAGAGGGCAAAGGAGCAGCGCUCCGAGCCAAAGCAGAUAUAG
This is a messenger RNA of Talaromyces atroroseus, 873 nucleotides long. Its product is annotated as Ubiquinone biosynthesis protein coq4, mitochondrial. The transcript is spliced from 2 exons. Gene Ontology annotation, cellular component: mitochondrion; mitochondrial inner membrane. The record is from RefSeq and is a predicted model, not a curated record. Gene Ontology annotation, biological process: ubiquinone biosynthetic process. Bases 1 to 873 code for a protein of 290 amino acids. Lineage: Eukaryota; Fungi; Ascomycota; Eurotiomycetes; Eurotiales; Trichocomaceae.